Messenger RNA from Ruditapes philippinarum (Manila clam), 636 nucleotides. RefSeq names its product bromodomain-containing protein DDB_G0280777-like. Bases 1 to 636 code for a protein of 211 amino acids. The record is from RefSeq and is a predicted model, not a curated record. NCBI's taxonomy places the organism in Eukaryota, Metazoa, Mollusca, Bivalvia, Venerida, Veneridae. The transcript has 3 exons.
AUGAAACCAUCAUCUGGUGCAGCAGGUUUUAACACAAAUGACGAUUUAGAACGAAUAAUUGCUGCCGACACUCUUCCCGGUGUACCAUAUAUAUCGGAGACUACCAACGGUAGAACUAGAGCCCAACGACACAUUGGCCGCUAUCGUCAAGCGACUUCAAGUAACAUUAAUGCUAUGAGGCAACAAAGCAUACCAACUGUCUCAUCAACUAUCGAUCGUCCUAACAACGUGUAUAAUAAUAGGCAACGACAAGAAGAAGCUGACCACCUGCUUGCCUUACAAAUGUCAACCAAUAGUUAUGUUAACUAUAGCGGACAACAACCAAACAUAGAUAGAAGACUACAAGGAGAAAGAGAAAGAAGACAACAACAAGAAAGGGAUAGAAGACAACAACAAGAAAGGGAUAGAAGUCAACAACAAGAAAGAGAUAGAAUACAACAAGAAAUAGAUAUAAUACAACAACAACGACGAAUUGAAAGAAAUAGAAGACAUCAAGAAGAAAUAGAUAGGAUACAACAACAACAACAACAACAAGAAAUAGAUAUAAUACAACAACAACAAGAUGAAAUAUAUAGAAUAGAACACGAAAGAGGGAAUCACUUAAACGUCGGCACAUGUGGUUUUAUAAGUAAGUGA